Lymnaea stagnalis (great pond snail) is the source of this 12283-nucleotide messenger RNA. NCBI's taxonomy places the organism in Eukaryota, Metazoa, Mollusca, Gastropoda, Lymnaeidae. The record is from the annotation of a GenBank genome assembly.
UGAAAGCUUAAACACUCCAUCAAUACGUUGUGAACUCUGAUAGUUACCUCCCCUUUCCCAAAUGUUGCAUGUGGCAGUCCCCCACGUGUAAUGUGUGUAAGUGUAAGUUAUCUCUGUGGUUGACAUUUCUCGUGGUUACUCCGCCAUUCAUAUCAGUUGGUAAGUGGGCUUUUUGUUACAACAAAUAUGGAGAAUAGUUUUGAAAUUUAAAAAAAAAAUUAAAUUAACAAAUGUGGGUCAUUCAUGACGGGGACUUCCACAUUUAAAAUAAAAUAUAAACGUGAAUAGAAUUCAUUCUAAAACCCUUUUUAAUAAUGUGAUAUGUCAGAGUGUAUGGCUUCGAUAGGUCAGACUGUAUGUUAUUGAGAAACGCAAGAAUAAGAAUUAAGAAAGAUGGAAAAUCAGUUCAAAAAUAUGUUUCUACGAAAUCUUAGAUUAAUUGUGUAGUCCUCUACGACAUUUAAGUUUGUGUAGUCCUCUACGACAUAUUAGCUAGUGUAGUCCUCUACGACAUUUAAGUUUAUGUAGUCCUCUACGACAUAUUAGCUAGUGUAGUCCUCUACGACAUUUAAGUUUGAAAAUAUAGUAAUACUCACAUGCUUGGGGAAGAAUUUAAUGCUAUGAAAUAUUAGAAUUAUAAUGUAAUGCUAUGAAAUAUUAGAAUUAGAAUGUAAUGCUAAAAGAACAAUUUGUUUAAUUAGUCUUUUUAUAUAUAUAUUUUUUUAGAUUUAACCGUAGAAAUGUAUAAUAAGAAUAAAUUAGCAUCUAAGAUAAGAAGAGGUCAAAUGAACAACUGAUCAAAUGAUAGACCAAGUAACAUAACAUAAACAGGGUUAGGGUUAGGGUUAGCCUAACAGCAAGUAAUGUAACAUAAACAGGGUUAGAGUUAGGGUUAGCCUAACAGCAAGUAAUAUAACAUAAACAGGGUUAGGGUUAGGGUUAGCCUAACAGCAAGUAAUAUAACAUAAACAGGGUUUGAGUUAGGGUUAGCUUAACAGCAAGUAAUAUAACAUAAACAGGGUUAGGGUUAGGGUUAGCCUAACACCAAGUAAUAUAACAUAAACAGGGUUAGGGUUAGCCUAACACCAAGUAAUGUAACAAAAACGAUGACCUGGUUUUGCCACAAACAACUCCCCCCCCCCCUACAUAAUAACAAACAAAAAAUAAAAUGAAAAUUACAAAAUUAAAAACCAAGUCGUCCUGGUAUUACUGAUAACACUGGCAAGGUCAUCAAGGCCAUCCGUAUUGUAAACAUUAGAAAACACUGCUUAUCCUGUUAUCUUGGUCUCUUUGCACUCUUGACUUUGUCAUUAAAUCAAGUCAAUGGGCAGAAUUGUUCGUAUUACACAAUAAUAAGAGUUUUAGCUAAUCAACUGCUGGAAACAUUCUGUACAAUUGCAUUAAUGUUUCUAUGAAGCUUUAGCUCAACCUAAGAAGAGGGAGUGGUAGGGCCUUCAGGGCCUAGGAGAGUAAAAGUUGCGAUUGCAAGGCUAGGGGAGUAGAAAUGGAGAUUGCAAGGCUAGGAGAGAAGAGGUGAUUGCAAGGCUAGGAAAAUAGAAGUAUUAGAAGUGGUGAUUGAAAGGGUAGGAGAGUAGAAGUGGUGAUUGUUAGGCUUGUAAAGUAGAAGUGGUGAUUGCUAGGCUUGUAAAGUAGAAGUGGUGAUUGCAAGACUAUAGGAGAAUAGAAGUGAUUGCUAGGCUAGGAGAAUAGAAGUGGUGAUUGGAAGGCUAGGAGAGAGGAGGUGAUUGCAAGGCUAUGAAAAUAGAAGUAUUAGAAGUGGUGAUUGCAAGAGUAGAAGAGUAGAAGUGGUGAUUGCUAAGCUUGUAAAGUAGAAGUGGUGAUUGCAAGGCUUGUAAAGUAGAAGAGGUGAUUGCUAGGCUUGUAAAGUAGAAGAGGUGAUUGCAAGGCUAGAAAAAUAGAAGUGGUGAUUGCAAGGCUUGGGGAGAAGAAGUGGAGAUUGCAAGGAUAGGAGAGUAGAAAUGGUGAAUACAAGGCUAGUAGAGUAGAAGUGGUGAUUACUAGGCUGAGAGAGUAGAUGUACACUAUGUAAUGACAGGUUUCAUCAGCUACUACACUAUGUAAUGACAGGUUUCAUCAGCUACUACACUAUGUAAUGACAGGUUUCAUCAGCUACUACACUAUGUAAUGACAGGUUUCAUCAGCUACUACACUAUGUAAUGACAGGUUUCAUCAGCUAUGACAGGUUACUGCAGCCUGCUAACCGCUUCCAUGCAGUAUCAACCGGUUACAUCGUUAGGAUUACUCACUUUGAAGAAGAAGAAUUGAGCUGCAUUGUUAAAAUGUAAUAUUCGAUUGUUGUUAUUUCUUUCUAAUUCUAGUAGACAGCUUAAUGCUAAUGGAGAGCAUGUUAAUAAUGAAACGGCUAAUUAUUCUGUUGCUGGCGCAUCACCUCCCUGUUUUGGAAGCUAAGAUUGGCUUUGUCAAAGAUCUGUCCAUGGAUGCUCAAUUUCCUGGCCCAGUUUACAGACAGGCUGCAUCACUUCCUGAGGGCCACAUGAGACCACUUGGUCAGUUUAUUUUAGGGAUAAUCAUUAUUAGACAUUGCAGUUACUGGUAUAUUGCAUGCAAGUAAUAGACCAGAUAGAAAAUAUAUGGAAAAUAAAUUAAUAACAAUUUUGUUACGUUGGCGGUUUAAACCAAAUUCACAAUUUUACAUAGCUGCAAUAUCUUUUUCCUGUUUAGUUUUUAAAUUUUACUUGGACCCACUUUAUUUCCGUUCUGCUGAGCUUUGUUUUUUUGUUGGGAACUUGUGCCCAUUCUCAUUCUUUUCUUUCAUUUUUAGUUGGGAUACAUUUAAUAUAUAUAUAUUAUGGAAAUUUAAUUUAUGUUUAUAUGAAUGUUUUUUUGUUGUUGUACUGAAGAAGGUAUUUGCCUAAACGUCUGUAUGGUAAUCUCUAAUUAAUAAAGUUAAUAAAUUAUUAUUUUUUUUUAAAGGCAAACUAGUUUAAUCCAUAUAUAAAGUAUAAUAAAGCAAUUCAGACGAAUAAUAACUGGAUACGCAUUAACUUUAACAAGUCUUAACUUAAUUAAGUAAGUAAUAAGACUAUGAUUCUAUGAUAGUAUGACUAUUAAUGAGAAAUAAACCUAAAGAAUAAAGUAAAGAGUAAUAUUUUAUUUGGGAUGAAAUCAGGUAGGGUAGGCCUAAUUAUCAUUAAUUACGGUAAUGGAGGGCAUUAAGUGAGUUAAGCACCAUGUUUUCAAGAACUUUUUGUAUUCUCUUUGAAAUAAAUGAAUAUUAUAAAGGUAAUUUACCACUUGAGCGUCGCCAAGAAAAAAUCCAGCUGUUCCGGUUUGAAGGGCUAUUUAAACAAUUAAUCUUAUCUUGUUUUUACGACGUUGUACAUAUUCAUUCCAGCACAUAUACAGUAGAACAAAUAACACAAGACAAUUUAAAAAAAUAGAAAAUGUAAAACAAUUUAAUUUUUUAAAAAAAGUAAAAUAGAAGAAAUCAAACAAUGUAAUGUCAAUGUGUAAAAAUGACAUUGACAUUAUGCAUAGUUCUCCCCCAAAUGAUAUUUUCAAGAACUUCAUUCUCGCCUGACCUUGGGGGAGAACUAUGCAUUCAUAAUGUCAUUUUUACACAUUACAUUGUUUGAUAUCUUUCUUGAAGUACAAAAGCUUUAAUGAGCAAAAUUUAAAGCCAUAUAGUAUGAUAUAGUGAAAAAAAGGUUAAAAAGUUAAAACUAAUUAUGACUUAAAUUUAACAAAAUGGGGGCAAUUAGCUCCAGCAUUUUCAAUGAGGAAUCAAUGCAUAUAUUUUCACAUAGGUUGUAGGCAAUUCUGACAGAUCAAUUCCAUGGCUUCUAUAUCAGAUUUUUUGGGGAUUUCAUUAUCAAAACUAUAUUUAAAAUUUUUUUAAACCUAUUUCUACAAAUUAAUAGCUUUUGUUUUCAAUUUAAACUCUAUCUGUCAUAAUCUGUUUAAUGCUAUUUGAAUUAAAACAUGGAUUUUAUUAAUCUGAUCAAUAUUAUUUGGUUGUUUUAAUCAUCUUUUAACAGUUUUGGGUGUUAAGCCCCUGCUAUUUAAAAUAUUCAUUUUUAUAAACUAAUUAAAUAAAUAAAUAAUCUACAGAACCAUAUCUCUUUUACAAAUGCUACCUAUUCAAAAUAUUAGAAGGAACUUUAGUAUUAAAGUGAAUUUUAGAUCUUUUUAUAAACAAUCUCUAAAUCAUUCAUCCAACUGCCAUUUUACGUUGCAAAAAUAACCAGCUUCAUUUGCUCUACAAAUAUCAGUAUUUUAACUCAUUCAUGACAUACACAUAUAGUUAAAAACUAAAAAGAAGUACUUGCUGAAUUUAGUUGUACUUUUUUUUGUAUGUAAACUAAAAAUCUUUCAUUGUAGAAAUAAAAUUUCAAGUAAAAAUAAACAAGCACCCUCUUAGCUGAAGUUUUGCAAAGGGUUUGAAGAAGACUGAAAACUAGAGGGGAAAAGCACUCAUCUAAAAAGGCAAAUUAAAAAUCAAUCCCAUAGGUUAGAAACCCAAGAAUGGUUGUGAAAAGUUCUCUGAUUGGUUAGUAAGUUUCUGUCAACUAAAGCUUAAUGCCUUUCUCUCUUCUUACAAUAAUAUCAAGCAUUUUAUCAUAUGAACUGAGCAAUUAGGGCUUAAUACCCCAUGGAGCCAAUUACCUCCCUUUACCCUUUACCAGGAAAUCAAUUGUCAAUAGCCAUACCAAAAUAUAGACGAAAAAGAAAAGAGAAAAUUUUAUUAUUAAAACCAUCUAUUUCCAGGUUGGCAGCGUAGACCUGACGGUCCUAUAACUGAAGAACCAGAGAUGCCUGCCACGAAAGAGUUCUUUGAAAAUUAUGUAAGCUCCGACAAGCCAGGGGUGUUUCGAAAUGCUGUUAGCAAUGCACCUGCCUUUACCACCUGGCAAGAUGACAAGUAUUUAACGGAGAAGUGAGUAUCAGUCGACUAAUAUUUAACUGAGAGAGAAUGCAGUACCAAUAUUUUGUAUUCUUAGAGUUAGAAAAAGAUUAAUUUAAAAUUAGGGAAUUAAUUAAAUUUUUUGCUUACUUUUAAAAUAAAAGUAUCAAUAAGAAUAGUUGCAAAGAUGCUAUAAAAUAUUCAUAUUUAAAUAGGUAUGGGGAUCUAAAGAUGGCAGUGCGUGUGAAAGUAGCCAGAAGAAGAGACAAAAUUGAAAGCACUGUGCAAAUAAUGAAAUUUAAGAAAUUUCUUUAUGACUACAUGUAUGAUGAGCUGUAUUUGGCAAGUGUCAUACCACGAGCCAUGAUGGAUGAACUACCGGUUAGUAGACCAUUUAAUUUGCAAAUUUCAUGUUUUUUUCAUAAAAUAAGUUUGCCAUUCUGUAGAUCAGGCCUGCGCAACUCAAACGGUGAUGAGUGCAAUAUUAAAUAUGGAAAAAAAUUGUAUGGGGCAGCAAGAAAAAAGGGGGAGAGCUAAAAGAAAUUAUGAAAAAAUAUUUAAAAAAUACUUUUUCCAGCAUAAUCGAGAAAAUUAAUUAUUUUAAAAAUUAAAUUUAUGUUUACUUUCCAUUCGUAUAUGUCCUCUUUGUUAUUUUAUUAAAAUUUUUAAAUCUAAAACUUAGAGAAUAUUAUUUUUAAAUUAUAAUAUCAUGCCCAUUCACUAACGUUAAAGGCUUUGGAGGCCACAGAGUAAACACUGGUUGGCCUCAUGCCACCCUCAAGCCAUAUGUUGUGUAGGCCUGUUGUAGGACGUAUAAAGACAACAGAUAAUCAACAAGCCAAUGAAUUCAACUUAUUGCCUUCCAUUGGCAUAUAUAAAAUGGCAUAUGUAAAAUAUUUUGAUUAAAUCCUGUAAAAAUUUAUCUUCUAUUUUUCAUAUUUAUUAAGUGAAUGAAAAUGACCUUUAUUGUGUGCACUGAUUUAUAGAUAAAGUGCUUGACUUGUAACAUUUGUUAAGAGAAGGUGUAUAUCAAAUGUAGCUGGUGCUAGACUUGUAACCUUUAUUAAGAGAAGGUGAGCUUUAAAUAUCAAUUAAACAGUGGAAACUUGUCACUAAGGAAAUUAAAUUUGCUAGGACAUCUAAUCUAUUUAUUUUUUGUGAUUUAUUUUUAUUAACCUUGUCUUUUGAGAUUAAAUUAAAUUUAGAAUCUAUAUUUCACUAUCUAAAAAAAAAAGCAGCAUCUAAAUAAAAAUAAUAUCUGGCAAUAAUUAUGUGGGGCAUGUAUUUUCUGCAGCUGCCUAAGUGUAUACGGUGUGGAACAAUAAGUGAACGCUACCACUCUGCUCAACUUUGGAUGUCCAGUGGUGGAACGUCCAGCAGAAUACAUAGCCAUGAUAACCAUCUUCUACACUGUGUGCUAUUUGGGCGAAGAGAUUUUAUUCUUAUUGAAGGGAAGCAUAAGAAAUCUUUUGACUUUGAUGAUGAGGUAAGCAAGUAAUUGACAAGACUUGCCAUAACUCAGUUUGCUUGCUAUUUGUUCAUAAAAAAUUUUUUUCCAUGUUCAGUUUUUAUAAUUUAUUCACUGUAGAGCAUACAAUCAGGAUGAACUUUUUUAUAAGAUUGUCUCAAAAGAAUACAGUACAGUGUUUCAACUUUAUUGUGAAUUUGUACUGAAUUUAUUUCUUAAAUUGAUUCAUUUUCUUCAUAUUAAAUACUUAUAAAAUAAUUAUGCCAUGCCAUGUCAUUGAAAAGUGAACAAUUUAUUAAAAACUAAUCAUCCUUUUUUUUACAUGGAUUAUUAGUUUGUAGGUUCUUUGGGAGGUCACUCAGAUAUAAACACAGAAAUGAUUAAUGCCUUUACAUACAAGAACAUUGCACGUGUUCCUUGGAUAUGGUCAACACUCUAUCCUGGAGACUGUAUCUACGUGCCUGCUGGUAUGUUCACCAUAGGUUUUUAACUUCAGGCUACUUGUACAUGAUUUAUAACAGGUGCUCAAGAUAACAAUUUCAUUUUGUAUUCAACAAUUGCCACAUUUUUUAACUCUUUGAAUGUUGUGCCCAUCAGCUCAUCAGAUGUUGACUCUUUAAUGCAGUAGGAAGUUGAUCAGCAAUGCUUUCCAAGUAGUUGAAACAAACAGAUAGAAGUUAUCAUUCAUGAAGUUAAAUCAAAGCUGUUACAAAUCUGAAUGGCUACACCAAGAUGGGCACUGAAUUAAUAUACUUUUUGAAAUCUAGUUCUACUUUACAGUCUGCUAAUGUAGAUUUCAAGAAAUUAUUUAUUUUGAAAAAGUUAUACUUACUUCUUGAUUAUGAAAUUGUCACUUUUUUAAAAAGGAUUUUACUAGAAAUUGCUCUGAAAUUUUAUUUAUAUUACAUUUUUAACAUGAAUUACACAUCAAUUCUACCCUUAGAAAAUCACCUUAAUAUUUUAAAAACACAAAUUCCUUAACUAACUAAUGAUUGCCAUAUUCAGUUUGUAUUCUUGUAAUCACCAUACAUGGUAUGCUUUCCAAUGAAACUUUUAUUAAUGGUAGCAAUGUGGGUUGUGUACAUUUUAAUAAUUUAUGGGGGAAUUUUAUUCUUAGUAACUUGUCAUAUUUAAACCAAAAAUAUAACAAAAUAUUCUUGUUAUAUUUUUCCAUUUUAUGUAUAAUAAUUUUACACUAAAAAUAAAUUACUAAUUUCUAUAGCCUCGUGUUAACAACCAUAUCAAGUUUUAUUUAAUAAUUAAACUGUAUUUAAAGGGAAAUAAUUAGACUGUAUUUAAAGGAAAAUAAUUGCUGAACUUUAUAUAUUAACUUUGAAAUUAAUUAUUUCCUUGAAUUGGCUACAUAAAAAGUCGGGUUGAACUGCACGAGGCUCAUCUGGGAAUAUCUUAUAAUGUCAUUGCUCAAAAUAUUUCAUUGAUGAAAAACCAAAGAUAAAUGCAAAUUUUCAAUUUGAGCAAUCAAUAGAGCCUGCUCUCAAUGUAAUGCAAAAAUCUAAACCAAUCAUUUCAAUCUUUAUAAAUUAAAAAUAACUGAUUCCAUUUAAACAUGUUUGUAGGCUACAUUCAUCAAGUUCGAUCCCAUGGCAGAAGUAUUUCUCUGACCAUUGAGUUUAUUCCCUUUGAUCGCUUUGAUGACAAUGGCUGCACCUUGAUAGAAGAAGAAUUUAUACCAUUGUCUGAGGGGUCUUUCCUUCUAUCAUUUGAAGAUGGGAGAUUGGUAAGAUUAUAGGGCAGUUAACAACAAUAGGAACCGGCUACGAUUUUAAAUUUUCAGAUAAAGAGUAAGAAAAAAUAAAAAUGAUUUUCUUUGACAGAAAAAAAAUGAACAGAAAAUCUUUGAGACAAAAUCAAAACAGUAAGAGUAAAAAGCUAUCCAAGUUAUCCAAGAUUAAUUAUUUUUUUAAAGUCCAUAAUUUAUAUACUACUUUGAGAAAAGUUUUCGUUCUGUAGAUCCUAGAAGGAAUCUUAGAUUUGUAUUAGUACUAGAUAUGCAUUGAGUAAAAAAUAACAACAUACCCUUAAAUUUUGUUUCAUAUUAAUAUGUAAUUUUGUAUUUUAAAUUUCAAAAUGUUCAAUUUUACUAAGUCUUCUAAUUACUGUACUUUAGGGACUAUAAGACACACUUUUUUCUUCGAAAAAUUGCCUCCAAAAUUCAGAUGCGUCUUAUUGUCAAUAUUAAUAUAAAUGGUAAAAAUAACUAAAAAUGUUAUUUUAAAAAAAUAAUAAAUUGCUUCAAAAUUAAGGUGCGUCUUAUAGUCCAUAGCAUCUUAUAGUCUGUAAAAUAUGGUAAGUUUGAAUUGUGUAAAAAUUAUUUAAUUCAUUUUGUAUGUUAAAUUCACAUGAAAUUAUUGUUAAAGUAAACAUAUUUAUAGUUAUAUAUUUUUAAAUCAUUUUAUUUUGUCAGCAUUUGACAGAGACAAACUGGAAUGAAGAAGAUGUACGACAGCUGUUGAUUCUGCUGAUGGGGAAAACAGAUUCUUUAACAGUUUACAAAUUUGAAAAUUUUUAUAAAGACAUUCUUGGAGAGGUGAAAAAAAUUUUUUAUUGUAAUAUUGAAUGUCUGUCUGUGUAAUGGUUACAACAAAUAAUUUCAGUUUAUUUUACAUAUUUCUACACACUUACAGAUAUUCCUACUAAUGUCCAUAUAUCCCUAAAUAGUCCUACUUAUCCUUGUAUACUCCUGAUUAUGUAGAUAGAUACCCUUACAUUUCCCUAAAUACUCUUACAUAUUCUCCUAUACAUCUACAUAUUACAGAGUAAUCGAACAUAUUCUUGAAAAUCUACUCAACUAUACUCAACUACCUAUUUUUAAAUGCUCCUGAAUAUUGCUACCUAAAUAUUCCUACUAUUAAUUAGUAAAAAGAAUAUGAUUAUUUACAUAUUUCUCCAUGUUUUUGCAUGCUUUUACCUACAUACUCCUCUAUGUUUGUUCCUAUUGCUUCUUACCCACCAAUUUCUUUCUACUUAUUUCUACAAGUAUCUUCAUAUUUGUAAUAAUUUGACAAAGAUAAUAUUUAAUAAUGUAACUAUAAAUGCUAGUUAUAAACUGGUCUAAUCUGACAAAGGUAAUAAUGUAACUAGAAAUGCUAGUUAUAAACUGGUCUAAUCUGACAAAGAUAAUAAUGUAACUAUAAUGGCUGGUUAUUAAGUGGUCUAUGCUCAAGUUAUAAUUGAAAUUAGUAAGAAUGUUCUUGCUUUCAAAAUGUCAAUUCAAAUUAUAUUUAAUCAAUGGAGACAUGUAAACUGUAGGCACUACAUCAUGACCUAAUGACAAAAUGAAUCAAAUGAAUUAUAGUUGAAACAUUUUAUUGAACAUUUUAAAAAAAUUAUUGAAUAUACUGUGUCUGCAAUAAGUCAUUUCUUAAUAUGCCUUAAGUCAUGUUUUAAAUAUUCAAAAUAAAAAACUACUGAGAUCAAGUAAUUGUUAAUGGCUGAAAAAAAAAAAGGUCAACAAAUAAUCUAAUAAUAGGGCUAAUAAUUAAUUUGUUCCCUUGAAAUACUGAUUAUCAAAUAGUUCAUAAAUAGUUUACUAAUAUCUGGUUGUUUCAUUAUUGUUACAACCUUGCUUCCUUGAUCGUCACAAAUGUUACGAUGUAACAAACUUCCCCAGUAGACGCAUUUACUGCUUGGCAAUUUUAUAGGCCCUUAGUCGUCUAAGACGACAACUGUAUACUAAAGUUUGCUUAACUUGCCUGUCACACCUGGUCCACAAAUAAGAACAAACAACAGCAUCCAAUGAAGAUAACAAUAACAAUUCUUUAUUUACAGGAUCCAAUCACAGCAACUGUCAGUUUACAACAUUCAAUGAAGAUAACAUUUGCCUAUCAUGCAAGCUAACUGCAAACUUUCUCUCACUCUCUGAUCUCUUCUCAACUCUUAUCUUUUCUUGACUAUCACGAUCUAUUAACACACUGCCUUUUAUAUCUCUACACAACAAACACUCCGCGUACCGUAAAGCUCAACACCACAAACCAAAUUCACGAUCUGACCUCACGACUUACAACUCACAAUAACACUCUCACGAUUAACAACUCCCCCUACCAAAUGUUUACAACAAUAUAGUUCACAACAAUUAUUAUUCGCCGUUUCCAUUAGCCUUAAAAUAAUCAACCAGUUUCCUCAUUGUCACAUGGAAAAGUCCAAUCCUUAAAUGAACUGGACUUUCUUGAUAGUGCUACUUCUACCAAACACAAUUAGGUCUUUGGAAACAUAACAUUUUUGGUGCAAAUUUAUUCCAGGUGGAAGAGGUCCCUGACCCGAUACGAGUAUUUGAAUUCCUUACCUUAGAAGAUGAAACUGAGAUCACAAGGAAGGACAUUCUCAGCUUGCCCCACGAAGCACUUCAGAAGAUUGCAGACAUCUUCAACAGUGCCUACAAAGAUAUUGACAGAUAUGCAGACAAAGAAAAAUCAGAAAACAAUGAAGACAAUAUCAAACGUUAUCGACAUGAAGAGUUUUAGUUUUUUAAAAUACAUCAUUGUGUACUUAAUGCAGGGUGCUGUCAAGGAUCUGCUUCAGCUUUCGUAGCUGUCAUCUCUGUUGUGUAAAAUAGGAACAAAGUUUUGGUAGGCACCAAAGGAUUUUGUAAUAACUCGGCUAUGGAAGGUUUUUGAAUGGUCAAAAAAAGAACUGAAAGAGAAUGAGAUUGUGAUAUAAAUGUAGCAUGACAUUUAGACUGUUGCAAUAUUAUGAGUUCAAAGUUUGAGGUAAAAUAUUAUUUUAUAACUAAAUCUUGACACUAAAAAUCUAUUUUGUAAAUUUCCUUUUAGAAAUUCUUGUCAUAAUCUUUCUUUUUCCAUUUCUAUUUUACAUUUUACAAUGAUUAAUCAACAACAAAAAAUUAAAGUUUAACUUCUUCUACAAAAAUAUAUUCAAUAACUGAUAGAUCUAUACAAAAUGGAUUAAUAAACUAUCAAGAAUUUUAAAACUGUUUUUUAAAUAACACUUUAUCAUUAACAUAUUCACAUUACUAAUCAUUUUAAUAUGCCCCCAAUUUUAAUAAUUCUGCAUUCAUUUUACUUUGCAUUUCUUCCAUUUUUUUGUGUAUUUAAAGAGGUAAUGUUUUUGUUUGUAUCCAAAGAGGUAAUGUUUUUGUUUGUAUCCAAAGAGGUAAUGUUUUUGUUUGUAUCCAAAGAGGUUAUGUUUUUGUUUGUAUCCAAAGAGGUAAUGUUUUUGUUUGUAUCCAAAGAGGUAAUGUUUUUGUUUGUAUCCAAAGAGGUAAUGUUUUUGUUUGUAUCCAAAGAGGGAAUGUUUUUGUUUGUAUCCAAAGAGGUUAUGUCUUUGUUCAUUGUUACUGUAUGUUGUUACAUACAAUGUAUGUUCAUUGUUACUGUAUGUUCAUUGUUGCUGUAUGUUCAUAGUUACCGUAUGGGUAUAAGUGUCUUUAUUGUAUAUGCAACAAAUCUAAUGAAUGACCAUUUAUGUAUAAGCGCCCUGCUGUCUGUCAGCAAUGCCUUAUUGAUUGUCAUAAAAUUAUGUAGUAUAUACAAAAGAUUAAAUAAUUUGAUCUGCUGAUUUGUUUCAAAGCUCAAAUAAAAAAAUUAGCUUAUAGCCCACAACUGUUUUUAAAGUUCAAAUCAACAAUUGGCUUAUAGCCCACAACUGUUUCAAAGUCCAAAUCAACAAUUAACUUAUAGCCCACAACUGUUUCAAAGUCCAAAUCAAGAGUUAGCUUAUAGCCCACAACUGUUUCAAAGUCUAAAUCAACAAUUAACUUAUAGCCCACAACUGUUUCAAAGUCCAAAUCAACAAUUAACUUAUAGCCCACAACUGUUUUUAAAGUUCAAAUCAACAAUUGGCUUAUAACCCACAACUGUUUCAAAGUCCAAAUCAACAAUUAGCUUAUAGCCCACAACUGUUUCAAAGUCCAAAUCAACAAUUAGCUUAUAGCCCACAACUGUUUCAAAGUC